UCCCUCUUCACAAAGAGAAGAGAAGAAGAAGCCUAACUCAUAGCAGCCAUGGUUUCUUCUUCUUCAUUUGGACCUCCAUGGCACACCACCUUUUCAACACCACCGUCCACCACCACCACAACCGUCGGCAGACAACCAUUUAACCAUCUUUCACAAAGUUCGCCACCUCCGGCAUUGGUAUUCCAGAGAAGAAGCUGGUUUGACAAGUCUCUCCUUCCUUUAGCUGCUUCAAUGACUCUUCUUCUCACCCCAUACCCUGCGCACGCCGGAUUGCUUUCGGGGUUCUCAGGAUUGGAAUCGAUGCCUGGUCCCGAACUACCGAAGUUUGAUUCCUUCGCUCGUUUCAAUGAAGAAAAUCAAAAAAAGUAUGCAGAAAAUGAUGCGAGAUUCAAGGAGACUCCAUUGCUUAAGGAAUUGCUUGAGCGAUCCAAGGUGAACAAAGAAAAGAAUCGACAAGCGACUCAAGACAAGUAUUGCUUAAGAGGAGCGGAAUGGGGGAUUGGUGAUUGUUCGGCUGAAGGAAUGUCACCACAAGAAAGGGACGAGUUCAUUGCAAUGUUGAAAAAGAAGGUCGGAGUAGAAUGACUAUGAGAAGAGUAGUAGUUGUACCUUUUGUAGAUUCAGUUGUACCCUCAAUUAUCGGUUGAUUACAUCUUCAAUCUUCAUACAUACAUGUUUCAACUUUUAUAAAACAAACCUACCAUUCAUUCCAUCAGAUAUGAUCACCACCAACGGAUACCCUUUUUUUUUAUGUAUUUUCAAAAGGGGGUCAAUUAACGACAUUUGAUCAUUGAACUCUGUUGAAAUUUAUAAACCAAGAUCCCUUGAAGCUU
Messenger RNA from Lactuca virosa, 833 nucleotides. Lineage: Eukaryota; Viridiplantae; Streptophyta; Magnoliopsida; Asterales; Asteraceae. The record is from the annotation of a GenBank genome assembly.